AUGGCUAAUGCUGCUAUUGAUACUGAAUUUUCAGGAGAAGAAUCUCCGGAAUCGUUGUUUAUGAAGGAAUUGAAGAGGAGGGGCAUGAAUCCUACAUCAUUACUUGAGGAUUACAAGCAGGGCAACUCUGGAGUUGACGAAGAGGUGGUUGUGAAUGAACAAGAUAGAGGUCUCCCGAGGAGAAAUGUUGUCUCAACCGAUGUAGAGAGGAGUCUGGAAAAUCAGAGGGAGCGAUCCAUGGCGUUGAACAGUGAAGGUAUUGAGGGGAAGAGGAAUACAGAAACUCGUUUAUAACUUUAACUUGGAGGAGCAUUUUUCUUGGGAUUCAGAUCGUUGAUCCUCAUAACCGUCACAUUCUUUUCAGCUCUUUACUUGUAUUUUGGACCAACUUUUGUCCAUGAUGCAAGUAAGAUGUCACUAUCACCUCCCCAGUAUGUGGAUCCUUAUGCACUCUUAGAAGAUGAAAGGAUAUCUCAGAUAGCACCUCAGCUAAAAUAAAAAGUAGCAUUUUACAUAUUUAGGUUAGGAAUCCCGUUACAGAUAUCAAGUUUCUGUGUACUUUAGCCUUUACUGAUUAGUUUCUUUGUAAAAUAUCACCCUGGAACUUGUUACUUCUUGUGUAUUGUGCAUUCAUCGUUGACUCCAUUUUUUACAGUUACAUUUUUCUUUUUGCAUAUAUGAAUAAUAUAUGAUAUAUAAAUUUGAAAUUUAAAUGAAAGCUCAUCAGGUGAAGCAUUGCUAAAUAUUCUUUAAUUUUCCUUGAAAUGUCCGGAACCUGACAAACAAUGAAGGGUUGACUAAUUUCU
This is a messenger RNA of Arachis ipaensis, 806 nucleotides long. RefSeq lists its product as uncharacterized. Lineage: Eukaryota; Viridiplantae; Streptophyta; Magnoliopsida; Fabales; Fabaceae. The record is from RefSeq and is a predicted model, not a curated record.